AUGGCUGGCCAUCCUUACCAUCAGUUUGACGUGUCUUAUGCACGAACCACUGAAAUGGGUCGUGCUACCUAUUUGCAUCAUAUUCAGACCAACGAAAACAAGGAAGCUGCCUCGAUCUUGUAUCAAUUCAGUACUGAUCAUGGCCCCCAUCCUGAGCAUAGUCAGAUCAAGCUACCACCCCUCAAGAUUAACAGCCAGGAGCUCAUGAGCAACAUGACUGAAAACUUGCGUCGUGAUGGAUUCACUACCCACGACCCAGCUCCUGGUCAUUCUGUCAAUGCUGCUGGUCAUAUAGAUUCUCUGCGGCUUCCUCCUCUGCAGCCGCAUGUGAAUUUGCCUCCAAUUAGCUCUUUGCAUCACGCUCUGCCUUCGCCGUGUUCUCUGCAUUCGUCACCUGUGAAGGCUGACUUUCAACCUACUCCUUCUUUUCAACCGCCCCAGCCCGUGCAAAAUGGCUUCAAGCCCCAUGCACAGCAGACGGAUGUGGUGGCGGAUGGCGACGAGACUGAAGAAGAGCCUGAGACUAGCACUGUCUCCGAUAAGCUCACACGAUGCAAGUUCAACGGUGAGACUUGCGGUGAAAACAACGAUAAUGAGAACCCCCGAAAGGUGGUGUCCCAUAUCUUUGGGCGAAACAAGAUCUGCACAGUGUUCAUCCCAGACGAGUGUUGGGUCUGGUGGUGCCGCAAGCACUAUCAGCGGUGCCGCUACCACACUGACAAUUGGGCGCUGAAGCAGAUUGAAAUCCUAUACGAGAACCUCGACAAGAUCGAGGGCUGGGGUGGUGUUGAGAGCUUCACCCUGGCUCUGCGUAAGCGUGAAACUGACCGCAACGUGGACCUCUCUACGGACAAGGUGCCCGCCUCUCGCCGCCGUGCUGCUGGACGGGCUUCUUCCUCUGCCACCAGGACCAGGACAAUCAGUAACAACAACACCACCACCACCACCACCACUGCCGCCGCCGCCAUUGGCACAGUAGCACCAGGUGGCGGCGUGGCCCCCGUCAGACUGAGCGCUUCUGGCCGUCCCAUCCGUUCCCCCGUCAAUAUCGCGUCACCCGUGCCCCGGUUCCUGCAGGAGCACGUCGGCCAGAAGAAGAGCUUCAGCCAGGUGCGCGAAAUACUGCACGAAAUCAAGCUGUACGUGCGCCAUGAAUUCUUCGAGAACAACAAGGAGGUUUCAUUCCCGGACGUGGAGAUCCUGCCCAACUACACCCAGGCCAUCCUGCGCGAGAAGGGCGUCCCAGGCGGCCAGCUGUCGGACAACAACCACUCGCGUCGGCGUCGUGCUCGCAAGCCUGUCUCGAGUACUCGUGGCCGCGCUCAUCCGUAUGCGUCCAAUGCCAACUUUUGA
Molecule: messenger RNA, 1353 nt
Organism: Talaromyces rugulosus
Lineage: Eukaryota; Fungi; Ascomycota; Eurotiomycetes; Eurotiales; Trichocomaceae
Exons: 1
Coding region: 1-1353 (450 amino acids)
Source: RefSeq, a predicted model, not a curated record